ACCAUAAAGGUAUAAACGACAUGGAGCUGGGCACCCUGGAUCGGGCCUUCCAAGAGGUUGAAGGCGGCAACCCGGUGGAGGACAUCACCACCACCACCACUGUGGAGCUGGAAGAAAAGGUGGUGGACCCCCCUGCCAAGGACUACACGCAGAUCAAGCCAUAUGCCGGCAUGCCCAAGGAGGUGCUGCUGCUUUACUCCUCGCAGGCCUUCUACAGAGUCCCGCGGGAGAUCUUGUUCUGGCUAAUCAUGGCCUGCACGCUGACGCUGGUAGCCCUCACCAUCAGUGUGGUGGCGCUGUCGCCCCGCUGCCUCAGCUGGUGGCAGGUGUCCCCCGUUUACCAGGUGUACCCCCGCUCCUUUAGGGACUCCGACGGAGAUGGAGUGGGAGACCUCAAAGGCAUUCAGGAGAUGCUGGGCCAUUUCGAGUACCUGAACAUCAAGUCGGUGUGGAUCAAUCCCUUCUAUCGCUCUCCCAUGAGGGACUUAGGCUAUGACGUGGAAGAUUUCCGUGCCAUUGACCCGCUCUUUGGUACUAUGCAGGACUUUGAUGACCUCUUGGCUGAGAUGCACAAAUUAGGUUUGAAGCUGAUCAUGGACUUCAUUCCAAAUCACACCAGCGACAACCACCGUUGGUUUAACCUGAGUCGCACCAGAGAGCCACACUAUGAGGAUUUCUACGUCUGGGCUGAUUGCAAUGCCACAGGACCCAAGCCCAAUAACUGGGUGAGUGUAUUUGGGAACUCAUCAUGGACGUAUGAUGAAGUUCGAGGACAGUGUUACCUGCACCAGUUCAUCAAGAAGCAACCUGAACUGAACUUCAGAAACCCUCGGGUCCGCCAGGAGAUGCUUGAUAUCAUCCGUUUUUGGUUGGACAAGGGAGUGGAUGGCUUUCGCAUGGAUUCGGUGAAGCACCUGCUGGAGGCCGUGCACCUGAGGGAUGAGCCCCAGGUGGACCCGAACAAGCCUCCUGAGUUGGUGACUUCCGAGUGGGACCUCCACCACGACUUCACCACCACUCAGCUGGGCCUGCAUGACCUGCUAAGGGAGUGGAGAGCUCAAAUGGACGUCUUCAGCCGGGAACCUGGCAGAUACAGGUUGAUGGUGACCGAGUCGCAAGAUGGCCCAGAGGUGGAAAAGACCAUGAUGUACUACGGGACACCUCUGGUGAAAGAGAGUGACUUCCCCUUUAACUUUUAUCUCCGGGAUCUGCCUCAAAACACAAGCGGCGUGUGGGUCAAACAUCUGGUGAACCUCUGGAUGGCCAACAUGCCCACAGGACACUGGCCCAACUGGCUGGUCGGGAACCACAACAUGCCUCGUGUUGCUUCCAGGGCGGGUCAGCGCUAUACGCGGGUCAUCAAUAUGCUCCUGCUGACCCUUCCUGGUACGCCGACCACCUACUAUGGCGAGGAGAUUGGCAUGGAGAACGUCAACGUGACCGAGAGUCAAAUUCAGGACCCAGCUGGCAGAUACAAUGUGAGUGCCAGUCGAGAUCCUCAGCGUUCUCCAAUGCAGUGGAGUGCUGACUUGAAUGCAGGGUUCAACAACAAGACCAAUGUGACAUGGUUGCCCGUGCAUCCCAACUACAGCAGUGUCAAUGUGGAGGUCCAGAAGCAAGACGAAGGCUCUUUGCUGUCUCAGUACCGCCUCCUGAACACGCUGCGUCAGUCGGAACUGCCCCUCCAACGAGGCUGGUUCUGCUACAUCCAAGCUGACCGCGGCGUCUUCGCCUACCUGCGAGAGCUGGACGGGCUGGACUCCGCCUUCCUCCUGGUGCUCAACUUCGGCCAUGAGUCGGCAGUCACCGAUCUCUCGGCGGUCGUUGAGCUGCCUGAGCGGCUGCGGGUUCUGAUGAGCACGAACCGGGCCAACGACCGCAAAGUGGUCAACAAGUCUCUGAUCGCCACUGAGGCGGGAGAGGGUUUGAUGAUUGAGUUCUCCUCACAUGCUCGGUUUAACACCAACCACCCGGGGCUGUGCUAUAUCUCUGAAAAAGCCUGUUAUUUAGGUGCCAUAGACAUUCUCUAUACAUGCUAACAUGCAAAUCUUCCAUUGUAUCUCAUUAGAUGUGCAUGGCUCAAUAAGAAACUAUCAUUGCAGUCACA
Phycodurus eques (leafy seadragon) is the source of this 2107-nucleotide messenger RNA. It is a transcript of the gene slc3a1, whose product is annotated as solute carrier family 3 member 1. The record is from RefSeq and is a predicted model, not a curated record. Bases 21 to 2039 code for a protein of 672 amino acids. The transcript has 10 exons. Lineage: Eukaryota; Metazoa; Chordata; Actinopteri; Syngnathiformes; Syngnathidae. Gene Ontology annotation, biological process: carbohydrate metabolic process; amino acid transport.